AUGGGCAACUUCUCAGUCAUCACAGAAUUCCUCCUCAUGGAGUUUUCCAGCAUGCGGGAGCUGCAGGUCCUACAUGCUCUGCUGUUCCUGCUGAUUUACCUGGCUGCCCUGAUGGGAAAUCCUCUCACCAUUGCUGCAAUUAUAACUGAGCCACACCUUCACUGUCCCAUGUAUUUUUUCCUGAGCAACUUAUCCCUCCUGGAUAUCUGCACCAUCUCAGUCACGCUUCCUAAAUUCAUUGUGAAUUCCUUGUCUGGCACUCAGUCCCUGUCCCUCCUUGGCUGUGCUGCUCAGAUCUUCUUCUUUCUCUUCUUUGGAACAACAGAGUUUGCUUUGCUUGUGGCCAUGUCCUAUGAUCGGUUUGUGGCCAUCUGCCACCCCCUACACUAUGGCAUCAUCAUGACGCCAGCACAUUGUGUCUGGGCAGCAGCUGGCUCAUGGCUCAGUGGGCUUAUCUAUUCAGCUGUCCACACUGGGAACAUGUUCCGCCUGCCCUUCUCAGGAUCCAAUGUGAUCCACCAGUUUUUCUGUGAUGUCCCUCAUGUCUUGAAAGUCUCAGCCUCUGAUGUGUUUCAUACUGAGUUUGUAUUAAGUGUAGCAAGUUCAAGUUUUUUGCUAUGCUGCUUUGCCUUUUUAAUUGCGUCAUAUGUUCGCAUCAUUUCCAGUGUGCUCAAGAUUCCUUCUGUGGAAGGACGCCACACGGCCAUUUGA
Messenger RNA from Vombatus ursinus (common wombat), 711 nucleotides. RefSeq names its product olfactory receptor 14I1-like. Gene Ontology annotation, molecular function: G protein-coupled receptor activity; olfactory receptor activity; odorant binding. Gene Ontology annotation, biological process: G protein-coupled receptor signaling pathway. The record is from RefSeq and is a predicted model, not a curated record. The transcript has a single exon. Gene Ontology annotation, cellular component: membrane. The coding region runs from base 1 to 711 and encodes 236 amino acids. NCBI's taxonomy places the organism in Eukaryota, Metazoa, Chordata, Mammalia, Diprotodontia, Vombatidae.